Molecule: messenger RNA, 309 nt
Organism: Botrytis deweyae
Lineage: Eukaryota; Fungi; Ascomycota; Leotiomycetes; Helotiales; Sclerotiniaceae
Exons: 1
Coding region: 1-309 (102 amino acids)
Source: RefSeq, a predicted model, not a curated record
AUGCCAUUCCAGAUUCCAGAAACCAAGGCAGAACAGAACGUCUAUGCUUUUAGACCUCAUUUAUUAGCACUGCCACAAUCACAGAAAGUCAGUUCACAUGGAUUACUUGGAAAGGAAGGAAAGGAAGGAAAGGAAAAGGAAAUGGAAAGGGUCAAGGGAUGGAAACAGAGACAGAAACAGAAACGCCCAACACCUCAAGAAAAUGACCAAAAAGCCUUCCAUCUUCGGACAAAUUUAAAAUUCGUGACAAUGCAAAUCUGGGUCAAGGUCAAAUCAUGUUACAUUCAUGCGACGGAUAACCACUUUUAA